UACUAGUCUGCCGAUAGUGAGUUUUUGGUUUCAGUCGUUCCAAAGAACUUCAUCAAGAAUGAACAAGUGUAUGAUUUUGCUGGCGAUACUCCCGCUAAUUUGUGCCGACGUAGUCCCGGUGAAGCGAUGUAAAUCGGGAUCUCUUCCGACUGCGGUGGAUGUUUUGGGCUGUAGCAAGCUUCCCUGCAAGCUUCCCCGAGGACAGGACGUCAUUGCCCACGUUGACUUCAGUCCGGCUGCCGAAGUGUCCGGCUUGCGACCGGUAGUAUUCGCCACGGCACUUGGUGUCACGGUUCCGUUCGUGAUGCCCGAUGACCGACAGGAUGCUUGCCAAUGGCUCGAUGGGUCCCGUUGCCCCUUGUCCGCCGGAGAGGGUGUUCGGUACAUUUUGAAGUUGCCAGUGGAAAAACACUACCCGCCGAUUCCCGUCGAUGUCGAACUGAAACUCGUCGACGAUGCCGAUCAGGUGGUUACCUGUUUUAAAGUGCAGGCAAGGGUUAUUUAAGCGUUUAAGGUUUCAACAAUUUUCGUAGAACAUUUUACCAAUGUUACAAUCAAA
Messenger RNA from Malaya genurostris, 559 nucleotides. Its product is annotated as NPC intracellular cholesterol transporter 2-like. Lineage: Eukaryota; Metazoa; Arthropoda; Insecta; Diptera; Culicidae. Gene Ontology annotation, molecular function: sterol binding. Gene Ontology annotation, biological process: intracellular cholesterol transport. The record is from RefSeq and is a predicted model, not a curated record. The transcript has 2 exons. Bases 59 to 505 code for a protein of 148 amino acids.